Messenger RNA from Danaus plexippus (monarch butterfly), 3758 nucleotides. It is a transcript of the gene Dyrk2, whose product is annotated as dual specificity tyrosine-phosphorylation-regulated kinase 2. The coding region runs from base 83 to 1474 and encodes 463 amino acids. NCBI's taxonomy places the organism in Eukaryota, Metazoa, Arthropoda, Insecta, Lepidoptera, Nymphalidae. The record is from RefSeq and is a predicted model, not a curated record. The transcript has 9 exons. Gene Ontology annotation, biological process: peptidyl-serine phosphorylation; peptidyl-threonine phosphorylation. Gene Ontology annotation, cellular component: nucleus. Gene Ontology annotation, molecular function: ATP binding; protein serine/threonine/tyrosine kinase activity; protein serine/threonine kinase activity.
AUGGGUGCCGUGAGAGGCAGGCUCCUGGUUCGGGUCUGAACUGUUCAUAAAUAGUGGGAAUAUAAUGUAAUUGGCACCAACCAUGGGCGUGGAUAGCGUACCUUCGCGGCCGACACUGCAGCUGGAAGCAGGAUCGGGGGAUGGUCCAGGUCCUCCGAUGAACAACAACACUGACGGCGCCGUGGCCAGUCCCCCCAGAGAUGAUAACCACAACCCAGACCCAGCGACGCCGAGAGCCACGCAAAUUACACCCUCAGAAGUACUGAAACUAUACGGCGACCGGCUAUCAGAAUGGGAGAGGACGGAAGUGCGAAAAUAUCCAGAAAUAUGGUUCCUGGGACUAGAGGCGAAUAAAGUCCAGGCGAGAUCCAACCUGCCCAAUAAUUGUGGGUUUGAUGACGAAAACGGCAGUUACAAUAAACAAAUCCACGAUCACAUAGCCUAUAGAUACGAAAUUCUGGAAGUGAUCGGUAAGGGUUCAUUCGGACAAGUUAUAAGAGCGUUGGAUUACCGCACCGGAAACCAGGUCGCAAUCAAAAUCAUCAGAAACAAGAAACGGUUUCAUCAUCAGGCCCUCGUGGAAGUGAGAGUUCUGGAUCAUUUGCGGUUAAAGGACAAAGACCAAUCGCACAAUGUCAUCCACAUGCUGGACUACUUCUACUUCAGAAACCAUUUGUGUAUAAGCUUCGAGCUCAUGAGCAUUAAUCUGUACGAGCUGAUCAAAAAGAACAACUACCAGGGGUUCAGUCUCAGUCUCAUCAGACGAUUUGCCAACUCUCUGCUUCGCUGUCUCCGGUUACUGGAGGCCGAGAAUAUCAUUCAUUGCGAUUUGAAACCUGAGAACAUCUUGCUGAAGGCUCGAGGCAGUUCCUCCAUCAAGGUCAUAGACUUUGGUAGUUCGUGUUACACGCACGAGCGAGUCUACACCUACAUACAGUCCCGCUUCUAUCGCAGCCCUGAGGUCAUCCUCGGACUGCAAUACGGAACCCCUAUUGAUAUGUGGAGCAUGGGUUGUAUCCUCGCCGAGCUCCGUACGGGGUAUCCAUUAUUUCCGGGAGAGAAUGAGACCGAACAGCUGGCCUGCAUCAUGGAACUGCUGGGUCCGCCUCCGCCCGACCUGCUUCUACACGCCACAAGAAAACGUCUGUUCUUUGACUCAAAGGGCUGUCCUCGCUCGGUGACCAACUCUAAGGGUCGCAAGCGUCGUCCGGGGUCCCGAGCGCUGGCUGCUGCGGUCCGCUCCGACGACCCCGCCUUUCUGCACUUCCUUCAUCGAUGUCUUGAGUGGGAUCCAAAGAGACGUAUUACGCCUACGGAGGCUUCUCGUCAUGAGUUUGUUAUGGGCUGUGCUUUGGGCAGUACUCCGUCGGGAGUUUUGGCUCUCCCUCGUCUCCCGCCGCCCCGACCAGCUCGGACAGCUCUCCUGCACUCACAGUCAGCCGGCGACGUGGCCGCCAUGUUAGGGCGGGCGUGACCUAAGGACUCCAGACUCAGAAUCGGUUCCAGUGGCCUGCCAUAAAAACUUCUUUCGAUUCAAACCUCAUUUCUGUCAUUUCUAAACGUUUUUCGAGCCCGGAACGAAUUCUGAUGCAAUGGCGAAAGGUACGCAGGACCAAAACUUCUGAAUCAUCUUAGUGUUACGAUAUAUUUUAUUUCAGAUAUUCAUUGCUCAACCACGUGUCCCAAUUAUAAGAAGCACGAUAUUUCAUAGCUACCUCUUACUUUGACGAUUCUUAGUUUUCGAUAGCUUCAGAGUUUAAACUCAACUGACGUUACAUUUACAUAACUAUAUACAUUUUCAAAAUGAAGUAUUGGAUGUGGGAACGUUGCGUCUAUACUGUACCGGGUCUAUGAUCUAUCUUCAUCGCGAUCAGGCUAUGAAUUAUCAUCUAUACUCUGUUCCGCACUACUUAUCAGCGCCGGCGGGAGGCUUGCGCAAUAACUCUUUACAUAUCGAAGUGGUUAUACGGUUUUGUAGUAACACUGUGAUAACGUCAGGAUUGUUAAGUGGGUCUUAAGAAAUGUGCCAAAAAUAACGAGCCCUCUUAAUAAGAUGUUUCCAUAUCUAAAAUUACAACGAAUGUUUAGCUUUCAGUAAAGAGUAUUCCUUUAAAAAUACAUGGCUCGAUUAAAAUAUAUAUUCUUUAAUAAGUUUCAAUGCUUCUAAAAUAAAAUCCGUUUAAUAUCAUCAAUAUAUCAUUAGAUUAGUAAAGUGACUUACUUAAAGUACAAGAUGAUGAUACGCCACGGCCGUUCAUAACUUUAAAAACGAAUACUGGGAUGUACACUUUUUAAUUUAUAGACAGGACAUCAUUAUAAUAUAUUAUUUUUUUGUACCCACCGUUAAAUUUUUUUUUCUAUAUCUCUUCAAUCUUUUCCAGCUAUUUUACUUUAUUUCUUUUAUUAUUUAUUUAAUAACAAUCUAGUCAAAGGUUUCUGUUACGAUUCCUGAAUGUCUUCAUAUAAUUUAAUAGAGACAUAAGCGUUUAUUAUGAAUGUUUAUAGAAUGUGAUCGUGUAGGUUUUGUAAUCUUAGAUAGACAAUACUUAUCGUUAAUUAAGGUUUCGUGUUAAGAUCUCAAAGUAGUUAAGUGUAUAGUUUGCCAAAAUAACGGUUCUAUGUAUAAUUCUGAUUGUAUAAUAUUUCUUUGGAAGUAAAUGCGUUUCAUCCGUCUUGAUUGUCUCAUUGUCUUUCAUCAGCUGCCGUGUCCUUUUAUGAGUUACUGUUUAAGCUUAUUGUAUGUUAAAAAUUGUGUGUUUGUAGCAAAUUUUAUAAUAAUAAUUAAUUAAAUGUUUGAAAAUAGUUGCUGCCAUUUGUUACGUAUGAAAAAAUAAUGUAACUGUCAAGUCACGAUCAGUUUAACGUUUGCUUCACAAAUCUUAAAGUUAUUUAUUCAUCUGUUUAACUUCAUCCAGUCAGCCUGGUCAGUAGUAUAGUCGUCUGUAACCUUAUUUUAAGAUGUAAAUAACCUAGUUUUACGUUAGAGAAUGUGUCUCGGCGGAGCCAAACGGAAUCAAUAACUUUAUACUGUUAGAUUUCGAUUAGAUUUCGACGAGUUUCCAUUGUUGGAACAUGAUUUGUAAAGAUUAUAAUAUAUAUUACAUUAAUUAUAUAUGUUAAUUAUUUAUCAACAAAAAUCUCUUGUCUUAUAUAAUUUCACAAAAUCGUAAUGUACUAUAAUUACGUAUUAUUCUCGACGUUGUAAAACCGUACGGUAUUAUAUCGUUAUCAUAUAAUGGAAACAUGCAAACAUUAUUGGACUGAUACUGCCCGGGGUACUUUCAAUUUAGUAGCAUUUGACCAUUUACGAAGUAGCCCUUAAGCCGAACGUAUUAAGGCACACAACUUCAACUAUGUGAAAGGAGCUAUUGCCUAAUACAGCUUUGUAGGAAACCAUACAGGAGAUUAAUUUUCAAUGCAAAACUUUUCAUUAUUAUCUCAAUUUGGAUAACCUUGUUUACUUGCUGUCUCUAAAUUAUAUGACAUGCUCCGAUGUAAUAUAACUUUCUCUCUCACAUAACAGACUAGAUAUAGCUGUAUCGUCACUUUUAUACUAUAUAUUUUCUAAGUCUGGUUGGCCUAUUCUAUGUAAAAUGAUAACUAUUUGAACCCCUCGACGUACCUGUGUGGUCGGUCAAGUAAUUUAGCGACAUGUAUUAAUUGUAUUAGAUUUAGAAGAAUGGUUGUUAUAUUUAUCAUUAUAUUGUAAAAUGGAAUGUUUCGUUUUAAAUGUAGAUAUUGGGUAAUAAAUUCUUCCA